AUCAAUGAUGUCAACCAUUGACUUUACCUUCAAAGUACGAAAAUGUGAACCAGAAGUGAUUGUUCCAGCAUAUCCUACACCCCAUGAAUUUAUGCAACUCUCAGAUAUGGAUGAUCACCAAAACUUAAGAUUUCAAAUUCCAUUACUAAAUUUCUAUGAACAUAAUCCAAAUUUAGAAGGGCGAGACCCAGUAAAGAUAAUAAAAGAAGCAAUUGCAAGGACGUUGGUGUUUUAUUAUCCUUUUGCAGGAAGGCUAAGAGAAGGGCCGGGUAGAAAGCUAUUUGUAGAAUGUACCGGUGAAGGAAUCUUGUUCAUUGAAGCAGAUGCAGAUGUAACCUUGGAACAAUUUGGCGAUGCUCUUCAAUUUUCAUCUUCACUUUCAUGGUUUCAAAAUGUUAUAAAAAAGGUUUCAAAUUCUGAUGGUAUCAUUAAUUCUCCAUUAUUGUUCAUCCAGGUGACACGACUCAAGUGUGGUGGUUUCAUUUUUGCUCUUCGUUAUAAUCAUACAAUGGCUGAUGGUUUCGGCCUCGUCCAAUUCAUGAAGGCUAUAGCAGAGAUAGCUCGUGGAGCCUAUGCUCCAUCAAUUUUUCCGGUAUGGCAAAGAGCUCUCUUAACCGCAAGGGACCCUCCCAGAAUAACUUGUCCCCACCCUGAAUACGACCAAGUUCCUAUCACCACCAACACCGCCAUUCCAAUCGACAACAUGGCCCACCGCUUCAUAUUUUUUAGUCCCCUCAAAAUCUCAGCCCUUCGUCAAACCUUACCUGCCCACCUUCGCCAUUGUUCAUUCUUUGAGCUCAUCGCAGCCUAUGUUUGGCGCCUCCGAACCAUAGUCCUUCAACUUAGUCCAGAGGAGGAAGUGUGCUUUCUUUGCCCCGUAAAUCUACGUUCCAAGAUCAACUCUUUACCAUUAGGAUAUUACGGUAAUGUUUUGGUUUUUCCGGCAGAACUCACCACAGUCGCAAAUCUUUGUGGUAACCCACUAGGUUAUGCUGUUGAAUUGAUUAGGAAGGCUAAGGCUAAGGUGACGAAUGAGUACGUAAUGUCUUUGUUGGAUCUUGUAGUGAUGAAAGGACGAUCCCUUUUCACUACAGGUUGGCCAUACAUAGUAUCGGACCUAAGGAGGGUUGGGUUUGAAGAGGUGGACUUUGGAUGGGGAAAGACCAUUUAUGGAGGACUUACGGCAGGAGUGUUCGGAACUUUCCCUGGUACGUUAAGCUUUUGUAUAUCUUUCGUGGAUAAAAAAGGAGAAAAGGGAAUUAUGGUGCCUCUGUGCUUGCCUGCCUUAGCCAUGGAAAGAUUUAUGGCAGAGUUUGAUGCCUUGAUGAAUGUGGAACAAUUGGUUGAUGAAGUUGAUAUCCAUUAG
Messenger RNA from Cucurbita moschata (crookneck pumpkin), 1366 nucleotides. RefSeq names its product benzyl alcohol O-benzoyltransferase-like. The transcript is spliced from 2 exons. The record is from RefSeq and is a predicted model, not a curated record. The coding region runs from base 5 to 1366 and encodes 453 amino acids. NCBI's taxonomy places the organism in Eukaryota, Viridiplantae, Streptophyta, Magnoliopsida, Cucurbitales, Cucurbitaceae. Gene Ontology annotation, molecular function: acyltransferase activity, transferring groups other than amino-acyl groups.